AUGGACAGUAAGAGAAAAAAUCCCAACAGCUACUGUAUGGAUCAUUUGCCCAACUUGCUACGUUUUGCUACAAUUAGAGGCUCAAAUUAUUUCAGGCACCAGGGUUGGUACGGCGUGUUAGUCAAUCUAGCCGACGACGGGUCAAUUAAAAUUCUUAAAAAAUUAGAAAAUUAUGUUAAAAUCAUCUUCACUAUGAUAGAACUUUAUGGAUCUUGUGCUUCGAUACGCUCCGAUGAAUAA
Clunio marinus is the source of this 240-nucleotide messenger RNA. The record is from the annotation of a GenBank genome assembly. NCBI's taxonomy places the organism in Eukaryota, Metazoa, Arthropoda, Insecta, Diptera, Chironomidae.